Messenger RNA from Solanum tuberosum (potato), 772 nucleotides. Its product is annotated as E3 ubiquitin-protein ligase RHA2A. The transcript has a single exon. Gene Ontology annotation, biological process: protein ubiquitination. The record is from RefSeq and is a predicted model, not a curated record. Lineage: Eukaryota; Viridiplantae; Streptophyta; Magnoliopsida; Solanales; Solanaceae. The coding region runs from base 60 to 569 and encodes 169 amino acids. Gene Ontology annotation, molecular function: ubiquitin protein ligase activity.
AAGAAAGAAAAAAGUGUCAAGCAAAUUCUAAAACCAUAAUAAUAGUAUUAUCCCAAAAUAUGGGAUUACAAAACCAGCUUAGUGACAUUUCUACUGAAUCAAUUCCAAUAUUAAUGAUAACCCUUUUUGCUAAUUCUCUUAAUUAUCUCCGUUCCUUAAUCUACACUUUCCUUCAAUUUCUUGGCAUCUCUUCUUCCCGAUUUACCCCUCAUCAAAUCGACGAUUCGUUCUGCGAAGCGGUCGGGUCCGGUUUAACCGGCGUUAUUUUCCUCGCCGAUCAGCUUAAUCUGAACCGGUUGUUAUCUUAUCAUCAUCAACAGCAACAGGAUGAAAAAACCGGUUCCGGUUCAAGUACCUGUGUGGUUUGCUUGAACCGGUUGGGUGAUGGAGACCGGGUUCGCAAGUUAGCCUGCCGGCACGUGUUUCACAUGGAGUGUUUAGAUGGGUGGUUCAAUACGCUAAAUUUCAACUGUCCACUUUGCCGGUCGACUUCGGUCUCCGGUGAGCGCGUGGUGAGAGCGCGGCGGCGCGUUGCUGGGGAUUUACUUGCUUGGUUCUCGUUAAACUGAGUGUUAAUGGUCGACGAUGAAAAUUAAACUUUUUUUCUUUCUUUUUUUUAUUUUUCUUUUCACUUUUGUGGGAUUACUUUUAGUAUUUUUUUUUUAGGAAAUUAAUAUUUUUUUCCUUUUUGUUUUGUUUUUGAAGGGCAUUGAUAAGAAGCUCUUUUGUAGCACUUGAUAAUGAUGUAAAAAGGUUUUUGUUUUUGUUAGUA